Messenger RNA from Phalacrocorax carbo (great cormorant), 740 nucleotides. The record is from RefSeq and is a predicted model, not a curated record. NCBI's taxonomy places the organism in Eukaryota, Metazoa, Chordata, Aves, Suliformes, Phalacrocoracidae.
AUGGUCAUGAGGCAGCGGAACCCGCCCUGGCCGGGCGCCGCGGCGCAGCCUCCGCCACUGACAUCAGGGGCCAAGGUCCAGCCGGGGAGCGCACGGCGGCACCGGGAGAGCCUGAGCCGGGCAGCCGUGCCCCCGCGCAAGGCCAUGAGGCUGUGGCUGCUCUGCGGCUUCGCCGCCGCCGUGGCCCUCGUGGCCGUGGCCGGAGCCGACCACGGCGACUCGAAGAAGGGCGCGCGGGGGAGAGAGGGGCCAAGCGUCGGGGGCCGGCGGCGGCCCCACAGACCCUGCUCGGGGUGCUUCUCCGUCCUGAGCGAGGAGUCACGGUCGAUGUCCCGGCGCGACGGCGAGGACGAUGAGGUUCAGCCGGGCAGGCGGGAGAGAGCCAGGAGGGAGGACGAGGAACCGGCGCGGCCCGUGAGGCGCCCCGGCAGCGUCCUGCUGCCGCGACAGGAGGUGCUGAGCGCCCGGACGGUGCGGCGAGGAGCGGUGCCGGCAGCCGAGCGCAGCCCGAUGCCAGGAGAGAGCUGGGGGCCCGGCCACCCCAGGCCAUGCCGUGGGGCCCCCCUGGUGCCCCCCAGCCCUGAGGCAGAUGGGGAUGCCCAACCCCCCCGCCCAGGGCACAAGUGAGCCUAUGCCCAUGCCAGCACAUCCCCGCUGCCCCCCCGUCGUGCACCCCAAAGUGCUUCUCAGGGCAGCCCCCCCUGCGUUGCCAAGCCACCAAAUAAAGCCAAAGAGCUGGA